AUGAGCGCCCGCCUCUUCUCCGCCGCCGCGCGCAGCGCUGCCCGCGCCCCGGCCGCCCGCUCUACCGUCCAGCGCCGCUUCGCCAGCACCGACAACGCCUUCGUCAGGGAGCGCGAGGCUGCCAAGCACCACGCCGCCGGCACCACUGAACUCUGGCGCAAGAUCUCCAUCUACGCCUGCAUUCCCGCCCUCGCCCUCGCCGGCGCCAACGCCUACGUCCUCUGGAACGAGCACUGGGAGCACUGGAGCCACAUGCCCCCUCUGGAGGAGCGCGUCGAGUACCCCUACCAGAACAUCCGCACCAAGAACUACCAGUGGGGUAACGGUGACAAGACCCUCUUCUGGAACGACUCCGUCAACUAUCACAACAAGGACAAGGCUUAA
This is a messenger RNA of Colletotrichum chrysophilum, 384 nucleotides long. RefSeq lists its product as uncharacterized. Gene Ontology annotation, cellular component: mitochondrial inner membrane. Gene Ontology annotation, molecular function: enzyme regulator activity. The record is from RefSeq and is a predicted model, not a curated record. Gene Ontology annotation, biological process: mitochondrial electron transport, cytochrome c to oxygen. Lineage: Eukaryota; Fungi; Ascomycota; Sordariomycetes; Glomerellales; Glomerellaceae. The transcript has 4 exons. The coding region runs from base 1 to 384 and encodes 127 amino acids.